This is a messenger RNA of Trypanosoma conorhini, 1932 nucleotides long. Its product is annotated as putative poly(A) polymerase. Gene Ontology annotation, molecular function: RNA binding; poly(A) RNA polymerase activity. NCBI's taxonomy places the organism in Eukaryota, Euglenozoa, Kinetoplastea, Trypanosomatida, Trypanosomatidae. Bases 1 to 1932 code for a protein of 643 amino acids. Gene Ontology annotation, cellular component: nucleus. The record is from RefSeq and is a predicted model, not a curated record. The transcript has a single exon.
AUGUCCGUCGCAGACAAGUCCUUCCUGGCAAAGAAGGUCAUCUCCGCCGAUGGCCCCUCGCCCAGGGAGGAGGAGCACAACCUGCCGCUUGUGGACUGGUGCGUGGCGGGGAUUGAGCCGGAGGAGGAGGCCAACAGGCGGCGCUCGGUGCUGGAGCACCUCAACAACAUUGUGCGCGCGUGGAUCCGCUCCACGAUGAUCACGGAGUUUCGCAUGCCGGCCGAGGCGGCGUCGCAGGUGGAGGGGCGCAUCUUCGCCACGGGCUCCUACCGCUACAACGUGCACGCGUCGGGCAGCGACAUUGACGUCGUCCUCAUCGCCCCUAACCGCAUCACUCGUGAGCACUUUUUUAACACCCUCGCCCCACGCCUGCAGCACGAGCCGCGGGUUACGGAGCUGCACUGCAUUCGAGACGCCCGAGUGCCUCUCAUCGCGAUGGUGGCGGACGGAAUUGACAUCGACUUGUCCUUUGGAUCCAUUCGACAGGAUCGCGUGCCGGAGGUGAUCACCGACGACCUGAUGCAGGGGCUUGACGACCAAUCUGUGCUAAGCUGUAAUGCGGUGCGUGUGGCCCACAACAUCAUGGACCUCGUCCCCCACAAGGCCUCCUUUCGUCAGGCCCUGCGCUUCAUCAAGGCGUGGGGGAAGGCGCGCGGAAUUUACAGCAACACCUUUGGUUUUCCCAGCGGUAUUGGGUGGGCUAUCCUUGUUGCCUUUGUCUGCCAGUGCCACCCGAACCAGAACGCCGCCGGCAUUGUGGUCCGCUUCUUUCGCAUCUACCACGCCUGGUUCUCGCCGAAUCCGCACGAGAGUGGCAAGGAAAAUCGAGCCAUUUAUUUAACGGAGACGAUGCGCGUCAAGACAAGCCUUGGCCGCAGCUGGGAUCCGCGCGAGUCCAAGUCGGACGCGAUGGCGCUCUUCCCUGUUCUCACCCCCGCCGUGCCGUACGGCAACGCGUGUUUUAACGUGACACUGACAAACCUUCGACAGCUCUGUGUCGAGUUUUCCCGGGGGCAUGAAAUUUGCAGCUCCAGCCUCGCCAUCUCCGUUGAAGAGGCCAAGUCACGCUUUGGUCCGCACGGUGUGUGGAGUAGGCUGCUGGAACCUGUCAAGUUUUUCGGGGAGUACAAGUACUACCUGCAUGUGCAGGUGUCAUGCACGGACGCAGAGGCGUAUCAGGGCUACAUCGACGCCGUGGAGUCGAAGAUCCGCUUCCUUUGGGCCGGCACGGCAGAGACGCGCGGCCAGGCUCUGGAGCAUGUCCGCCACCUGCGACUCCAACUCAAUCCACGGCGGUACGAGGCACCGGAGGAGGUUGAGGCACGGGCCGACCUCCUAAGAAAGACGCAGCGUAGCAGCGGCGGGGGCCGCAGCUCGACGGGGUUGGCCUUCCAGCAACGCCCCGGGGCGGCGGAGGCCGCCGCUGCAGCCAAGGCGUUUAGUUGCCACUACUUUAUUGGCAUGUCGGUGGAUCCGAAGGCGCCCGCGGGGAAGAUCGACCUGGCCCCGAGCAUUCGGGUCUUCCACGGCAUUGUGCGGCAGCUGCGGCAGUACAAGGAGGGCGUCACGCGCCUGCCAGUCAUCACGGUGGAGGACAUCUCGAAAGUACCCGCGUUUGUGAAGACGGCAGCCGGCUUCAGGGAAUCCGCGGCGCCGUCGGUCGCCAAGGACCAUCAUGACGCCAACGGCGCGCCUGCUACGGUGGCUGGAGAGAAGCGGCCUCGUGACGACGGCGACGCGAAACCCGACGAAGGCGCGGCGGCAAAAGCGGCGGCGGCGGAGUUCCCUGUCACACCUGCGACAGUCACGUCUGGGGCGUUUGACGGGAAGACAAACGGUGCAGCUGCUGCGACUGGUGUUGCAGGUGACGCAAUAAACAAAGACGAGGACGACGAUCCGGAUUUAGAGCAGGCGCUGGGUCUGGGCUUUUGA